AAACAUAACAUCCUUCUGGACCUUCUCUCAUCUAGCUACUUUCAUCACAUGGCUGCUCCCGCUCUCAACAAGUUGGCCGCCGUCGUGCUCCUGGUCGCCCUGUGCGCCGCCGCACUGGCCCCGGCCGUGUCCGGGCAGCCGAUGGAGGCGCUCGCGACGUGCAUCGACGACUGCGGGUGUGUGCCUUGCCCGGAAGGAGAGGUCUGCAUCACUGUGUGCAGGCCCCCGCCGGCCUGCGAGGCCAGGUGCCGCUGCACCUUUUCUGGCACAGGCUGCUAGGCCGGCUGUGACCUUGGCACGGCCCGUCAGGAAGCCUGGCGACUCAUACGAUUCUACUGUGUAUUGUAAGCCUGUCCAUGCAUGUACGUGUGUUUGUGUGGUAAUAAAGUGUCAACGGAUCCAUCCGUUGGGGUUGUUGAUCAGUUUCUCAUCGUACAAUGGCCUAUUGGCUAAUUAGUAAGGAGCAACCUAUAAUUGACUGUUUAGGAGCAGCCUAUGGUUGUUGAUCAGUUGCUCACUUUUGCUCAGUCGUUGUCUACCGCCAGACAAAAUAAAAUAAAAUAGAAAUAUUAUUUU
Molecule: messenger RNA, 576 nt
Organism: Hordeum vulgare subsp. vulgare (domesticated barley)
Lineage: Eukaryota; Viridiplantae; Streptophyta; Magnoliopsida; Poales; Poaceae
Exons: 1
Coding region: 49-279 (76 amino acids)
Source: RefSeq, a predicted model, not a curated record